UGAAUAGGUUAAUAUUUUUAUUGGUUUUAAAGCAUUGGAUUGGUAGCUAAUUGCAAGAGGCGCAAUAUGGACAAAGAAUGGAUGUCAGCUGAUAGGAUGUCAGUAGAAUAUAUAAAAGGGGCCAAUGAGUUUCUUAAAUUUAGUUUGGAUCAUGCCAAAGAUCCAAAAUAUAUUUGUUGUCCUUGUAGUAAGUGUGGAAAUAUGAAAAAGAUGACUGCCACAAUAAUAAAAGAGCACUUAUAUUUCCACGGGAUAGACAAAAGUUAUAAACUAUGGUAUUGGCAUGGUGAAGAGCUUCAUGUUACUCCGGACCCUCCUAUGAUGAAUGAAGAUCGGAAUUAUAGGCAAUUGGAUCGUGAGGAUAAUUUAGAUGAAAUGAUUGACGAUGCAUAUUAUGAAUCAGAAGUAGAUCCCGUUAAGUUUGAAAAUCUUCUUAAUGAUGCUGAAAAGCCGAUUUACUCUGGUUGCACUAAAUUUACAAAAUUGUCAGCCCUUCUUAGAUUGUACAAUAUAAAAUCCAAAAAUGGAUGGAGUGAUAAGAGUUUCACGGAAUUGUUAGUUUUUUUGAAAGAUUUACUGCCUGAAGAAAACGAGAUGCCCGUAUCAUUUUACGAGGCUAAGAAAACUAUCCGACUUAUGGUGUAG
This is a messenger RNA of Humulus lupulus (European hop), 645 nucleotides long. RefSeq lists its product as uncharacterized. NCBI's taxonomy places the organism in Eukaryota, Viridiplantae, Streptophyta, Magnoliopsida, Rosales, Cannabaceae. Bases 67 to 645 code for a protein of 192 amino acids. The transcript is spliced from 3 exons. The record is from RefSeq and is a predicted model, not a curated record.